UCCAUGCCAUGUCGUGCCAUGCUGUGCCAUCAGGACUCCCUCUGCAGCAGCAAAACGCUGCAGGGUUACUUCCACCUCUGGAGCUCAGGCUGUGGGGCAGAUAAAGCAAAAGAUGAAGGGCCCCGGAGGGAAGGGCAGAGGGGAUGGGGUGGGAGAGCACAGCGCUGUGGGCUGCCCUGAGGGGAGGCCAGAGAGUCAGGCUUGUUAGAACAGGGAAGGGAGGAAAGUGGGAUUUUACUCCAAAGGAAGGCAAGAGCCCCCGAAAACGUCGUUGGAUAAUACAAAGACUUUUUCCUUCCAUACAGCAUUAAACACAUCCGUAACUGAAACCCAGAUUCCCUCUGCAGCCCCAUGAGCUCGCCCUGCAGCAGGGCAAAGCUUCACCCAUCGCUGCCCUUCACCUCCCAGCACCAAUCCGCCAGAGCCCCGUGAGGAGAGAGCUGCCCUGCCCGCUGGGAAACCAUUUUCCAUAACCCUCACUUGUGCUGCAGGGUGAGCCGAGCUGUGUGGUAUUUCCUGUGGUUGCAGCGUGUAAAGAGGUUAACACUGUCACUGAGGUUAACCCUUCGCCCGACGGGGCGGGGGACAGGGUGGGGACAAACUGGGGCAAACAGGGAGGGUGGCACCAGGACCCCUGGCCGUGCUCCCCCUGGGUUUUCCAGCCACUGAGUACUGGGAAACAGCAGCAGAGGAAGGGGCGCGCACAGCCCCGCUCCGUGGGCUGUCUCAUUGAAGGGUUUUGGGUUUAGUCACAGAAAUUAAAGCAGUUCCUCGGUGAAAUGUGGGGCUCGGCAGCCCCCGCCGUGGUGGGGCUGGCAGCACGAGACGUCUGCCGCAGAGCACCAAGUGACACGAGCGUAACAAAAUCACAGAGUCUGCCAGGAAGACACCAUCCUGCAAGAGAGCAAGAAGCGCGCACGUGAGCCUGUUGCUUUAAGGGAUGCUGGGUUUUCCCAUGGACUGACUCAAAGUGGAAACUCUGUUCUUUCUCAGCGCGCAAUCUAGGUCAGGGCUGCCGCCAGUCGCUGCUGCUCCUCGCUGUGACCAGCAGUGGGGCUGUGAUCGGUCCCCAUCCCAUCGCCAUGGGGCAGCAGCCCCGCUCCCGUUGUCUCCGCUCGGCUCCCGCGUGCUCCUGACCCUGGAGGUGUGCGGGCAGCUGGGAGGCCUUCAGAGCCCCUCCCUGGGUCGGCUUGGCGCCUGGCUGCUCCUUAUGAACGAUUUCACUGUGCUGGAAACAAAUGAGGUCAGCGCAUGCAUCCCGAAGGCUAUGCCCCGCGCAGGCAGCGGCCGCAGCCCAGGACAUGGCGGGAGGCAGAGAAGCUUUCAUGCUCCGUAUCCUGCUCUGCAUCCUGGUCAGAGGUGCUGCCCAAUUCAGGUGCCUGGGGCACGUGCGGAUCGAGCCAGGCUCAGUGGUGCCAAUGGGUUCCAACGUCUCCAUCACCUGUGUCUCGGCGCUGGACUGCCCGUGGGCGAGCCUCUCCAUCCUGCUCAACCUCACAGACCCGGAGGGUUCCCCACGCACUCUCAACAGCAGCGCGGCCCAGCUUCAGCUGCGCGGUUUCCGCCUGCCCUUCAGCACCAUCACCUGCCUCGCCCGCUGCCCCAACAGCUACUGGAACAAGCUGGUCUGCGGGACGGAGCUCUGGGCCGGCUAUCCCCCGGACCCCCCUGCCAACUUGAGCUGUGCCAUCCCCGAGCGCUCGGGGAGCCUGGCAUGCACGUGGGACGCCGGGCAGCCGACGCUGCUGCGCACCAACUACAGCCUCCACCUGCGCAGCAUAGAGACGGCGCAGGAGGAUGUGUUCCCCGCAGGCUCGCCGGUGCCCUUGAGUGCACUGAAUGGCAGCAGUCGCUACCUGGCUUGGGUGCAGGCCAGCAACGCACUGGGCACGGCACGCUCGGCCCCUCAGCACCUCGACCUGCAGCGGCUCGUGGUGCCCACCGUGCCCCUGGCCGAGAGCGCGGAGACGACGGCGGGGUCACCUCCCACCACUACCGUCCAUUGGAGACAGCAGACGGAACUGCAGGACGUGCGCUGCGAGGAGCGGCACAAGGCGGCGGGUGCUGCGGAGUGGCAUGUGACAGCAUGGGACGGUGCAGAGCAGCGUGGACACCAGCUUCAGAGUGCGACCAGCUAUGUGUUCCAGGCGCGGUGCCGGCUCAGCACUGCGGGAAGCCCCUGGAGUGCCUGGAGCCUGCCCUUCACCUACAGCACACCCGAGGCUGCCCCCGCGGCAGCACCCGACGUCUGGCGGCGGCUUGGCCGGCUGUUCCCCAACGGCAGCCACGAGGUGACAGUCUUGAUCAAGCAUCCCCGCGAUGCCCGCGUGCCCAUCCUGGGCUACGCCGUGACGGAGGGAGCCUCGCGUCCCCUGUGCAACACGUCGAGCACCGCCUGCCGCCUGCUGCUGCCCCCCGGCCUGAGCGACCUCCGCGUCACCGCCUACAACUCCCGGGGGACUUCCAGCCCCGCCCGGGUGACACUCCGCCGGGACGCCAGCCCGGAAGCCUUCCCACCGCCGCUGGCUGUGGAUGUCCAGCGCGAGAACCAGAGCACCAUAUCCGUGGCCUGGCAGCCCCCCCACCACAGCGGGACCCCCCCGCUCUGGUUCAUAGUGGAGUGGGUUUGUACAGCUCCGUACAGCCACGAGGAAGAGUUUUUUUGGGAGAAAGUCCCACGCCAGGAUACACACACGUACAUCCAAGAGGAUGCAGCAGCAAGAAGCCACAUCAACGUGUCGGUGUACGCUGUCUACCCAGAUGGAGUGAGCAAGCCAAGCUUUGGCCAAGUUUCUUCGGAGGACCAGAUGCUGGGCAUCAUCUACCAGGAGGCUUCGCAUGAUGACGACAUCAGAUUUUUCCUGGGAAUGGGUGUCAGUGUGAUGGUAUUAUCGGUUGUUCUUGUAAUUCUGAUGCUUAAAAAAUCAGCUAGGAAAAGGAUUAAGGCAGCAGUUGUGCUGGUUUUGCCAAAAUGGCUGUUUGAGGAUUUCCCCCACGUGGAAAACAGCAAGGUGAUAAAGUCACUCCAGGAAAAGAGUGAAUUCACAAACAACGUUUUCAGUGAGCCGUUCCUGGAUAGCAGUGACCCCACAAUUACGGAAAUAAAGGAGCUGUCAGGGCACAAGAAAUACAAGAACGUGGACAUCAAACAAGAACCCAGCAGAGUGGUCCCUGAGAACGUGGAGCACCCACAGAGCUCAGCACCUCCCCAUACCAUGGCCACGGAGCAAAUCAGUGACUACAAACCCCAAAUCUUCGACGGAAACACACUGGGGUAUGUAGCUGCCAACAUCGGCCAACUACAGUCCUACACACCGCCUCCAGAACCAGAGACAAACAUUUUCUUCAGAGACUACACCAGCCCUUUCAGCUACCUGUGGGAUGCUGAAGGAGCAGGGCACCAGGUCUGCCUGCUGGACAAGAUCAACCUGAUUUUAAACAACGACAGAAGUGGGCAAAACCUGGCAUUCAGCUCCGCCCAGGAGGAACAAAAUACCCUUUUGGGAAAUCAGUGGGAAAAAACACUGUACAGUGAAGGAGUUCAAGAACAAACUUUGGUUCCAGAUGAGCUGGUUUCUUGCUUAAGAGCGAUGAAUGGAGAAUCUGUGGAUAGACAGACCUGCUUCCCGCAGAGCAUCGGAAGCUUGUUUUGAGAGAAAUUGUGAUGAAAAGCCCCAAAACUUGUGAUGAUAUGAUCGUGACACGUAUCUGCUUUUGAGGUUUCAAACAUCAGAACUGGAACAAAACUCCAAAUCAGAAACUCUUCCUCCCUUAACUGACUACAGACAGCUUUGGAUGCAUGGAACACUUUGGCCAGUAAAGCAGUGUUUUAAUUUAACCUGAUAUUUUUACAAACACGAAAAUGUGAACUUGGAUUCCUGCAAGAACUGAAAUACAAAGCAGGUGAUUUUUACAGGAUACAUUAUGCUUCAAUUACUAGGCUCAGACACUCUCUUGUUAAAUGUAGGGAACAUGUAAUAGCUGGAGCUGAUUGCCUUCAAGAUGGAUAAAACUAUCCCUUAGGUGUUCUGGCUGAAUUGCAUAAAAUAGCUUGGGAUCACUCAUAAUGAAGAGACACUACAAUACGGACAAUUUACACAUCACGCAGCAGCCAUGGAUACCAUAUGAAAUCUUUUCUGUUUGACAGAAUAGCCCAAUUUCAUUUUCCUUUCCAUUCAGUAAGAAGGAAUGCGUCAGAUAAGAACAGACCUUCAUCAUCUUAGUCUGCCAGCCCUACUGAAAAUCUGUCUACAUUUGUCACUGGGCAGAUCUUCCAUUUUGGAUGAAGGAUUUAUCAUCUCACGUCAGUUUGUCAGUGGCUCAGCUUUGCUGUUCUGUAAAAAGCAGAACAUGGCAGAGAGAAAUGGCAUUUAUUCAGCGCACAACAGGAAAUGUGGAUCUUCUGAGAUGCAGAAAACAAAAUAUAGGAGUCUCCUUCCUGCUGAGUGGUCUUGAAACCAUGUAAAAGUUUGCCCAGGAUGUCAGAGGCAGUCUUGCAAGAUGUUCCAGAAAGCAGAAAUGCCCUGGGAAUGUGAGAAUCUGGAUUAUGCGUAUAGCACUUCUUUGACUGAUCACCCCGACCUUUUUAAGGAAACACUUGAAAUGCUUUUAAGGAAUGCAAGCAUAAAAGAAGUUUACUAUACCCUGUAAAAUGGCUGAGCAUUCGAUGAGCAAUGCUCUCCCUAAGGUUUGUUCUAUUGGUCCUUUUCUCCUACCUCUUGUUUCACAGCAAGGACUAGUUAUAUGCCGGAGCCACGUCAGGAUGCACUUAGGAGUUAGUGCCAUGCAGCCAGCAAUGGAGGACAGCACUGGAGGAGCUCAGGGUGGAGCAAGAGGAGGGCACUGGCCCUGAAGCCUCUUUCAUGCUGCUUAGAGCAGGAGCCUUGGGCACUGCAGCACUGCUAACAAUACGUAGCACAAAGGAGUCUCCGAGCUGUGUACCAGCGUGUGUGAUUUCCACUCACUCCUCUCACUCCACUCACUGAGGAGUCUGUGCAUCUUACACAGCUCUGGGUAACGGAGCUGGCCGUGCGCAUUGCAAGGGAUGUAUUUUGUAAGACUGACAUUAACAUAAUCACAAAAAAAAAAAGGAAAAAAGAUCACCAGACUGUGCAUUACCAAACCAAAGGCUGUAAAACAGUCAUUGCAAGACUCAGUGCUUUUUUAUAAGACUUAGAAGGCUAAUGUAAAUGCUAACCUAUAUGUAAUUAGUUGUCUAGCAUUACUCACUUGAUCACUGCUGUAAAACCUAGAGAUUGUAAUUUUUGUUUUGAAUUUUGCUAGGCAAUGUGUUUUUCUCUAACAGCUGUUGCACAAAUUGAUCAGUUUUGUCAUUUAGUCCUGGACACCUUUCAACCAAAACAGUUGUGAGCUAUAGAUGCUUCCUCUUGGCAAUCAAGAGAUCUGCCAUCUGUCACUUACAUUUACAGCAUAGCGUGUAACCUGGAAAGAUGGGAUAGAUUUGUACUUAAGAAGUAAGUAGCAGAACUGUUUCCAAGCCUGAAAUGUUACUCUCACAUGUCAGCUAGUCUAAAAUUAGUGAUUGCUGCCUGUGCAGGAAGGAAAUUGUAAGAGAACAGCCACGUACGAUCAGCAGCCAAAAUGUGAGGUGUAGAAGGUAUUUUUUUUUUUUUUCAAUGUCCACAUCCUGAGACUUGAGCUGCCUGUGUUACCUGAACGACCACAACACUUGGGGUGUUUACUGCUACACGGAAAUGCUUAGCUCGCUCAUCCUUUCAAAUACCAGGACUGAAAGCAUAGUCUUACACUCCAGGUGCCUGCUGGCUGAAGGCUAAGUCACACUAGGAGAGAGGCCUGUGCGUAGAUCAGUGGUCAGGAGGGAGCUGGCUCUUUCCCUGCUGAACCUAUCACACUGUGUUUCACUCCUGAAACCUUCACCCCUCUCUCACUGUGUGCACGUUAACAGCCAAGCUGCCUUCAGUUUCACUGGGGCUGAAGGAUUUCUUUCUUUCCAUGGGUGAACGGCACAACCAGAAAACACGGGCAGGUUACCAGGAGAAAAUGGAAGGAGAAGGGCAAAAAAAUACACAGCACCGCUCCCCCUCUCCCUUUGAACCCACAUAGACGGUGGUUAACGGAUUAGGUCUGGAACAGAUGCCUGUGAUGCUUGCCUCUGGCAACGAGUGCUUUGGGGCAUGAGGAAAGCUAGCACUUUGUCAGCAGCCCAGUGCCAUGUCGUGACCUCAGUUUCAUAUCUGACUUGUUAGAGUUGCACUUCGCUCCGCUUUUUGUCUUUGCCCACUUUGACCGUAUGAAGGCCUUUUCAUCAGCCCUGGGCCUACUUUCCACUGAGUGCAGUACUUAGUGGUAAAAACCAGCAUCCUGAGUGCCAGGAAUUGAAGUAGCUGUCGUGCAAGCACAACACCAAGAUCCUCGUAACGGGAAACUUUGAAUAUAUGGAUGGCUCAGCACUUGUAAUCAAAUAACGAUGACAUUCUUAACACGUUUAUUUUAGCAUCUCCAGAUUCACCUCUUCCCCACAUAUGACGUGCUCUCUAAUUCUUGGCAUUUGUGUUUUCUAAACCUUUUUCUAAGUUUGCUUAUGUUGUUGGCAGCUGUAUCGCGUGCCAGUGAGUUCUGCAGGUUAUUUACCAGUUUGGCAAUGAGCUGCAUGGGUUCUUCAC
Molecule: messenger RNA, 6644 nt
Organism: Numida meleagris (helmeted guineafowl)
Lineage: Eukaryota; Metazoa; Chordata; Aves; Galliformes; Numididae
Gene: IL23R
Product: interleukin 23 receptor
Exons: 16
Coding region: 1239-3653 (804 amino acids)
Cellular component (GO): membrane
Molecular function (GO): protein binding; cytokine receptor activity
Source: RefSeq, a predicted model, not a curated record